AAAUAUAANGAACGCAGAAAUAAAUCAGAUGAUGAAAUUAAAAUUAUAAAUAUAAGCGAAAAACAAAUUAUAGCAGAAGAAUUUAUAUAUACACAGUUUAAUCAUGAUGAAAACUCAAAUAACGAUCAUGAUAUUAAACGCAAUGAUAUGGAACACAUAAAUAAAUCAGAUGAUGAAGUGAAACAUUUAAAUAUAAGUAAAAUACAAAUCAUUUUAGAAGAAAUUCUAUAUAAACUGUCUGAUUAUCAUAAAAACUCAAUCAACGAUUAUGGUAGUAUACACAAUGAUAUGGAACCCAUAAAUAAAUCAUAUAAUGGAGUUGAACAUUUAAAUAUAACUGAUACCCAAAUCAUUGCAGAAGAAAUCACACAUACGCAGUCUGAUCAUCAUGAAAAUUCAAACAACGAUUAUGUUAGUAAGCGCAAUGAUGUAGAAAAUCACAGUUAUAAGUCAGAUGAAGAUGUUAAACAUUCAAAUAUCAUUGAAAACUCAAUCAACGAUAAUGAUGGCAAACAUGAUGAUGUUAAUAUCUCAUCAAGUAAAUUUUUCGGAAAAGGUUAUCGGUAUAUAGGUCUAAACGUGUUUUUUAGACUUAAAAUUAGGUAAGUAAAUAUAUUUUAGUUGUUUUAGUUUUAAGAUUUUUAAUUAAAUUAGUUUUAUUAUUACUAUUCUUUUUUCAUGGAUAUAAAGGGAAGAUAAUUAUGACCAUUUUAAAAUUUGUUCUACUCAGUUUCUAUUUCUGUUUGAAAAGUAUAUUAAUAACAAUAAUAUUAUGGACAUUUAAAUACAUUGCCAGAGAAGAUUAAAAAUUAUAUUUUAGUGCAUUAUAAAUAUAAUGGGAAAUGAAC
Molecule: messenger RNA, 848 nt
Organism: Daktulosphaira vitifoliae (grape phylloxera)
Lineage: Eukaryota; Metazoa; Arthropoda; Insecta; Hemiptera; Phylloxeridae
Exons: 2
Coding region: 148-606 (152 amino acids)
Source: RefSeq, a predicted model, not a curated record